Molecule: messenger RNA, 1159 nt
Organism: Camelina sativa (false flax)
Lineage: Eukaryota; Viridiplantae; Streptophyta; Magnoliopsida; Brassicales; Brassicaceae
Product: putative proteasome inhibitor
Biological process (GO): proteasome-mediated ubiquitin-dependent protein catabolic process
Molecular function (GO): proteasome binding; endopeptidase inhibitor activity
Source: RefSeq, a predicted model, not a curated record
UUUUUGGUUUUCUUUUCUUCUUUCCCAAGAUCAAAAUUUUUGAAGAACACUCUCGAGUCUCGGAACAACUCCUUGUGACGAAAUCGAUGGCGAAUUCGGAGACGGUGAUGGCUAUGAUCAGAUUAGCUAGACCUCCCUUUCGCAACAACCACGAUAAGGUCGCUUUCGCUAUUCACGCUUCUUUCAUCUCUUCCGGUUACAUCCUCACUGCCACCGGACGACCAGCCUUCGCCGACGACGCUCUCUCUUCUUCUUCUUCUUCUUCUCAGGAUGAUGUUGGAAUCGACGGAUGGAACGAAUUUGAGGGAGAGUACGCGUUUGUAUAUGCGAAUCCGAAGAAAGGGUCGAAGAAAAUUUUGGUUAAGUGUUUGGCGAUUGAUGAGAAACUUGUUGUUGAUGCCAUAGCUGAUGGUGGAGCUGAACCUGCUCAUCUCGAGAUUAAAGUUGAGGAUUAUGCUCAGGAGAGCAACGAGGGGAAUUACGCUGCGCAGUUCAAGAAUUUGGACAAGUUGGUGAGUGAUUUGCAGAGUGGAAUUGUUGAUAAGCUUGAUGGAAAACCCAAACCUGUUUCUUCGAGAACUCAGUCCAGCUCUGAGACACAUGAAGAGCCUAGAUAUUACGAUGAUACGCCUAAUCCAUUAGGCCCUCAGAUUCACCCCUCAGGGGUGGUAGUUCCUCCGAUACCCGGUAAUGGAGGUUACAGUGAUCUCUUCCCUGGCCCAGGUGCUGGAAUGUACCCUGGAAGGGGUGGUUUUGGGGAUGGAAGCAUGCUUGUAGGGCCUGGUGAUCCUCGCUUUUUCCCAUUUGGUGAUGGUUCUGAUCGACCUGGCUUCAUGGGACCACCACAACCGGGUGUGCCACCUCCUGGUGCUCGUUUUGAUCCUUAUGGCCCACCCGGUGUUCCAGGUUUUGAGCCAGGCCGGUUCACAAGGCAACCUCCAAGAAGGCCAGGAGGCGGGCAUCCAGAUCUCGAGCAUUUUCCCGGCGGUUCAGAUUUUAUAUAGUAAAGUAUGUGCACAACUUAAAGUCUGGUAGUAACUAUCAUAUAGACUUGGUUUGCUUUUUGUCAGCUGUUUUGUUUUCCCUUGGUGUUGGUUUUAUCCCCCAGCUGAUUGUUUAUAACUUAAAUAAAUAUAAAUAAAGUUUUGGUUUAGUUUUA